Molecule: messenger RNA, 2119 nt
Organism: Sabethes cyaneus
Lineage: Eukaryota; Metazoa; Arthropoda; Insecta; Diptera; Culicidae
Gene: waw
Product: translation factor GUF1 homolog, mitochondrial
Exons: 3
Coding region: 100-2031 (643 amino acids)
Biological process (GO): positive regulation of translation
Cellular component (GO): mitochondrion
Molecular function (GO): mitochondrial ribosome binding; GTP binding; GTPase activity
Source: RefSeq, a predicted model, not a curated record
GUCGUAUGCACUUAUUUUUGUUCGGUUUCCUCGUAGUGUAAAUUAUUAUUGAAUAUGUAAUUAAAACACCGUAUUUACAGUGAAAAAGGCGUUAGCAAAAUGAUUUCCGUUUCCAGGGUUAUAACUAAAGUUCAAUCAUCCAUCAGGAAAUUACCGACUCGCUUUCUGAGUGUUUCCACUCAGCUGCAAUCGGAGGACAUCGUUUACGACCAGAUUCCGGUAAAUCGAAUCCGAAAUUUCAGCAUCAUCGCUCACGUCGAUCAUGGCAAAAGUACUCUGGCCGAUCGUCUGCUGGAGCUGACCGGGACGAUAAAUGCCAAAGCGGGCAACAAGCAAGUUCUGGACAGCCUACAGGUCGAAAAGGAACGCGGCAUCACGGUGAAAGCUCAAACUGCUUCGCUGAUCUACCGGCACCAGGGCCACCGGUUUCUGCUGAACCUGAUCGAUACACCGGGUCAUGUAGAUUUUUCCAAUGAAGUGUCCCGUUCGCUGGCCGCCUGUGAUGGAGUGGUGCUGUUGGUCGAUGCGAAUGAAGGAGUUCAGGCGCAAACGGUUGCGAAUUUCCAUCUGGCACGUUCGAAACAAUUGGUGAUUGUGCCCGUGUUGAACAAAAUAGAUUUGAAAAAUGCUCGACCGGAUGCGGUCACUCAGGAGUUGUUUACCCUGUUCGAAAUUGACCCAGAUGAUGUGCUUAGGAUAUCGGCGAAACACGGAACGGGAUGCGAGGAUGUUUUGAAGGCAAUCAUUGAAAGGCUGCCGGCACCGGAUGCCAACAGAGACGGUGACUUUCGGGCGUUGAUAUUUGAUAGUUGGUUCGAUCGUUAUCGUGGUGCCUUAAAUCUGAUUUAUGUAAAAGAUGGAUCGGUGUCGGUUGGUCAAGAGAUUGCUUCCUGUCAUACGGGAAAGUCUUAUGAGGUGAAAAGUUUGGCGCUUCUUCGGCCGGAUGAAAAACCGCUGGAGCGGUUAGUUGCCGGUCAAGUCGGAUUGCUGGGGUGUAACAUGAGGACUAGUAAGGAAUCUAAUAUAGGUGAUACACUUUAUUUGAAGAAGAACAAAGAAUGCAUUCCAUUGCCUGGAUUUAAACCACAACAACCGAUGGUGUUUGCAGGAGUUUAUCCCGGCGAUCAAUCGCAGCAUCCGUAUUUGAAGAGUGCUAUCGAAAAGCUGGUUCUGAAUGAUUCGGCCGUCACUGUUAAUCCAGAUUCUAGUCCGGCGUUGGGUCAGGGUUGGCGGCUUGGAUUCCUAGGACUUUUGCAUUUGGACGUUUUUAACCAGCGCUUGCAGCAGGAGUAUGAUGCUGAACCCAUUCUGACUGCCCCUUCAGUGACGUACAAAAUUCAUUUAAGGGGGGCUAAGGUUAUAGCUGCUAACGGAGGAAAUGACGUUGUUUACGUUAGCAAUCCGGCUCUCUUUCCGGAAAAGUCUCAGGUUGAGGAAUAUUAUGAACCGUUUGUGCUUGGAACGAUAAUAGCUCCGACGGAGUGUACUGGGCCUAUCAUUGGAUUGUGUGUUGAACGGCGUGCUAUUCAGAAAACUUCGAUUAACAUUGAUAACGAUAGGAUUAUGACAACUUAUCUGAUGCCGUUGAACGAAAUCGUCGUGGAUUUUCACGACCAGCUUAAAUCCAUUAGCUCCGGGUAUGCAAGUUUUGAUUACGAAGAUCAUGGGUACGUGGCGAGUGCUCUGGUUCGGAUGGAUGUUCUCCUAAACGGCACUAUGGUGGACGAACUGUGUACAGUGGUGCACAUCAGUAAAGCCCAUACGCAUGCCCGCGGGCUGGUGCUUAAGUUGAAAGAGCUGAUUCCUAGACAGAUGGUGCAAAUAGCUAUUCAAGCAGUUGUGAACGGAAAGGUGGUUGCCCGUGAAACACUGAAAGCGUACCGCAAGGACGUGACGGCUAAGCUGUACGGCGGUGAUGUUACCAGACGAAUGAAAUUGCUUAAACAGCAGAGUGAGGGUAAGAAAAAAAUGAGAGCCAUAGCAAAUAUCAACGUGCCGAAAGAUACUUUCAUCAACGUUCUGAAACGAUAGCAAACGAGGUAAGUGAAUUCUCCAAGAACAAAAUAGAAGGCGUUUUCGGAUGUAAUUCGCAGUAUAUCUAGCUUUCUUUUAUUUGUGA